This is a messenger RNA of Somion occarium, 1826 nucleotides long. The record is from the annotation of a GenBank genome assembly. NCBI's taxonomy places the organism in Eukaryota, Fungi, Basidiomycota, Agaricomycetes, Polyporales, Cerrenaceae.
AAGGAUCCAUCGUUGAAUAUUGACGCUUAACAUUCAGCUCGAAUACUAAAGUUCACGAAGUUUAUAGCGUCCCAGUCCAGCCAUACAAUCUUAACGAGCUCAAGAUUGACCAUCCAUUUACCGACGCAUUCUCUCGAUGGAUCGUCCCGCGAAACCAACCAAAGUCGUCCUGCACCCACCUCCGCCAGCUGUACGCAGAGCCAGUCCAAAACAACUUAUUAUCUUGAAUGCUUUAUAUGCGCGUGCUACGCGACCUGCAGGUCAGAGCAUCUCGGAUGCUUCCAAGGAAACUGGGCUCCCAGAAAGCUGGAUCAGAAAUUGGCUAAUACGAGCCCGAAGUAGUAGCAAAAGACGCACCGUCGGACAAUCCAGGUCUGGAGCUAUGCCUGAAUCCACGCCUUCCUCUACACACUCGACACAAUCCGAACCUACCAGGAAACCCUCAAGCAACAAUGUCUCUCAAAGCAAUGACGUCUCUCUCUCGGUGACAAAUUCACAUAUGCUCCGUGGUAUCGCUGGAACUCCAAUACCCAUGGACCCACCAUCUCACAUGUCAACCGUUUACUCUCAACCUCGUGCCUUCGCUGCUACUGAAUAUUCUCGUCCGCUUUCGGCUCCCACUCUUUCUACUGCCCCACCCUCGUCUGUCACAUCUAGUGUCUCUACCGGCUCCGCUGAUUUUACAACUUCAAAUGAGUAUAUGCGCGCAUAUACUCAGUCUCCUUCACUCGGAUACAUACCCAUGGCUUUUCCCUUCGAUUCCAGAACCAGCACUACCUUGAGACAAGAUGUUUCUAUCUCCUCGGCUCCGCCUUUGUCCUCCGCCCGGUUUCCAAAUAAAUCCGUACAUCACGAUGCCGUUGGAAAUAACUUGUCGGCUCCGGCUGUCCCCUUUAUUCAAAGCAAAGCUCCGUCUAUCCCGAAUUUGAAUCUGUCCUCUGUAAGAGAUAGAUCCUCUUCCUCUCGUUCUUCCACAUCUCUGCCUCAAGAAUCUUCUGACCACUCAAGAAUUCGGCAUUCCAAAUCAGACUCGCUGUAUGAUCUGUUGUACGACAUGACAGACCUCUCCUCACCUGAACCUCUUCACCGCUUCCCUCAACCUUUCUCACAACCUUCGCAAUCUGUGCAAACUGUUCAAACUGGAUUAUCACUCCCACUUUACUCUAGCAUGUCUUUCGAUCCCUCUUUUCAAACUCACUCGACGUCCGUUGGUCCUCUCGCUCCAGGAACUUCCCAGAUUUCACGAACUACUAUCGCCCACUCUUCGGCUGUUCACUCACACGUGCUUGCAUACCCUCCGCCUCAAACCACAACUGUCGCGUACAAAAUCAACAUGUAUGACUUGGUUGCUCUUACAAAGAGAGUACGGGCUACGUCUGCGUCUCGACUUGACCCCGAGACCUUUCCCUCGCCUACUCCCUCUCUCACAAAUGAACAAUAUACGGCCGCUAAACUUGCCGCCUCCGACUAUCCUUUCUCCGUGGCUCAAACAGCAGCAGAAGGCGCCCUGGCUGACGAAAUCCUCAACUUCGACGCCGAUGGCGAAGAAACAGAAGACGAAUCUGUGGAAGCAAUUACGCCGCAUGUCCCGAGUGAUGGAUUGGAAGUAUCGGCUGAUAUGUCUUUGGUCAGCGAGAAAGUCGGCGGGUUGUUACAGACAGAAAGAGUUGUCCGUGGUGUGCGGGAAGAGGACGAUUGAUAUGUUGUUCCCUCGUGAUCCAUGGCUGAAGUAUUAUCGAUUUUUGUUGCACGUAACCUAUACGAUGUCGAAUGCAAAGUGGGACGUCGCGAACCAUAAUAAUCAAUAAAAAAGUGUCUUGAGCCGC